Messenger RNA from Penicillium samsonianum, 1513 nucleotides. RefSeq lists its product as uncharacterized. The coding region runs from base 89 to 1513 and encodes 474 amino acids. The transcript is spliced from 4 exons. The record is from RefSeq and is a predicted model, not a curated record. Gene Ontology annotation, biological process: transmembrane transport. Gene Ontology annotation, molecular function: transmembrane transporter activity. NCBI's taxonomy places the organism in Eukaryota, Fungi, Ascomycota, Eurotiomycetes, Eurotiales, Aspergillaceae.
AUUUGACAAUUGAGAAAGGGAAGUACAACAUAAAUCAAAUCAAAAUGGCGAGAAACUGCGAAUACAUUCUUUUCUUCCUAGGCCACAGAUGUCAAUGUGCACAAACAUGGCAUUUUCGACAAAGAGCGGCCUAAGUACAGAUGUCCCCGGCGAUCAAACGACAUGGGAUCCGGAGGUACAAAGGAAAAACAAGGAGAAUUCAUUAGAUCCAGCGACAUGGAGAAGUCGGAAGAAGUUCUUUGUUGUCUUUGUCGGCCUCCUCACUCUAUUCAAUAGCGUCUUCGAUUCAACCAUCCCAAGUGGCGGGAUUUAUUAUAUCUCCAAUGCCCUGAAUAUCCAUAGCGAGACCCAAAAAGUGCUACCCACAUCCGUCUAUUUGAUCGGGUAUGUGACAGGACCUCUGGCCUUCGGGCCCAUGAGCGAGCUGUAUGGCCGACGGCCGGUAAUGGUAGGGACAUUCAUUCUCUUCACAAUAUUCACGCUUGCCUGUGUUGUUGCUAGCAACUGGACAGCAUUGAUCAUCUUCCGAGCGCUCUGUGGCAUCUGCGCAUCCUGCCCAAUCGCAGUCACCGGAGGAAUCUUCGCAGAUAUCUAUCAAUCUCCUCUUGCCCGGGGACGAACCAUGGCGUUGUCGAUGGCAAUCACCGCCGCUGGUCCGCAGUUUGCGCCGCUGGUUGCAGGAUUUGUCGGUUCAGUUGGAUGGAGAUGGAUCUUUUGGAUUCCAUUCAUCCUCGCCGGUGUCACUUUGGUGCCGGUGCUAUUUCUCCCCGAGACAUGCCAGUCAGCUCUCACUCGCCAACCCCGGAAGACCGGUGAAGGCAUGCUAGUCAAGACCUUCACUCGACCCCUGUAUAUGAUAUUUUACGAGCCUAUCAUAUCUUUCUCGUGUCUUUACUUGUCCUACGCAAGUGCAAUAUUUUUCAUGUAUUUCGAGGCCUACCCCUUAAUAUUCCAAGGUGUAUAUGGAAUGAACGCAGGUACUGCCGCACUGGCAUUUCUUCCGAUCGCCAUGGGGGCAGUUCUUGGCAUGGGCAUAUUCUUAGCAUACGACUCAUUUCUUCAGCUCGCAAAGUCACGCAAGGCUACCUGGGCCGCAAUUGAAGAGUACCAGAGACUCCCUCUAGCAUGUCUAGGGGGUCCAUUAUAUGUGCUCGCCCUAUUCUGGUUGGGAUGGAGUUCAUCCGCGGACAUUCACUGGAUAGUUCCCAUGCUAGCGGGAAUACCAUUUGGAAUGGGGUUCUUCCUCAUAUUUGUUGCUUUGAUCAAUUACUUGGUUGAUGCCUAUCACGAAUACGCUGCUAGUGCAAUGGCAGCUGCCAGCUGUUGUCGCAGUAUCUUCGGGGCGGUUUUACCAUUGGCAGCUGCACCAAUGUUCAAAAAGCUGGGAAUUGCUUGGGGCUGCAGUCUUUUGGGAUUCUUGAGUAUUUUGAUGACUUUGAUCCCGUUUGUGUUUAUUCGCUACGGGAACCUGAUCCGGUCCAGAAGCAAGUUUCGACAACUUGAGCAAAUAUGA